Molecule: messenger RNA, 3595 nt
Organism: Helianthus annuus (common sunflower)
Lineage: Eukaryota; Viridiplantae; Streptophyta; Magnoliopsida; Asterales; Asteraceae
Product: vacuolar protein sorting-associated protein 54, chloroplastic
Exons: 18
Coding region: 230-3241 (1003 amino acids)
Biological process (GO): Golgi to vacuole transport; retrograde transport, endosome to Golgi
Cellular component (GO): GARP complex
Molecular function (GO): syntaxin binding
Source: RefSeq, a predicted model, not a curated record
ACCCUUUAAUUUUAUCACAAAACAAGUAAUGCAUCCUUCCGAUCAUACCACCACUACAACCCACCACCAGACUGUAAAAACACACACACAGCUCCGAUCUACAUCCAUUUCUAGGGUUUCAAAUCUCUACACAUUAUUAUUCCAACUUCAUUCAACUAAAUCUCCAGAAACCUCUAUCAACAAUCGAUCACAAAUCGAUUAAUUAAUGUUUACAUAAUUCCUGAACAAAAUGGAUCCAAAACCUCCUCUCCGAUCAGCAAAACUCACCGGAAAUCGCCAAAACUCAUCGUCGUUGUUAUCCAAAACACUUUCAGAUGCAAGUACACAAAACUUAUCCUCCAUUCUCAACAAUCCACACGUCUCCGAUAGCUCGUGGUCCGGCUGGUGGUCGUCGUCGUCAACUGCCGUACAGAUUCCUGAUUUUGCUCCACUUUCAGGUACCAAAACUACCUCCGGUGGUGUAGAAAUAUCACGAUCUGAUUUCGCAUCUUAUUUAACGUCGGUUUCGGAUCAGUAUAAUCGAUUUGAAGAUAUUCGGAAUCAUUCGAAUAACGAGAGGAGUAAGGACAGUAAGGAUGAUGUGAAUUAUGCUAGUGAUUGUUAUGAUAGGGUAGGGGAGGCUCUGGUUGAGUGUUUGAAAGAGGUGCCUGCAUUGUAUUUUAAGGAGGAUUUUGCGCUUGAGGAUGGGGGGACGUUUAGGGCGGCAUGUUCGUCGGUUGGGGAUAAUGAUGUGUUGCAGGAGAAGUUGACGCAGUAUUUGGAUGUGGUGGAGGUGCAUUUGGUUAAGGAGAUAUCGUUGCGGUCGAAUUCGUUUUUCGAGGCGCAAGGGCAGUUGGAGGAUUUGAGUUUGAAGAUUGUGGAAGGGUGUGGGAGGAUUCGGGAGCUGAAGGAGAAGAUUAGGGUUUUGGAUGGGGAUUUGGUGGAUUCGGCGAGGCAGAUUCAGGAGUUGAAGGUUACGCGGGGUGAUUUAUUGGCGUUGCAGGAGAAGCUUAGGGUUGUGUUGUAUGUCAAUCAGUCUCUUGCUGCUCUUAAAUUGCUCGUCGCAUCUGCUGAUUGUGCUGGAGCUUUAGACGUCACAGAUGAUUUGAAGCAUUUUCUGAAUGGUGAUCAACUGACUGGCCUACAUUGUUUUCGUCACCUCGAGGAUCAUGUAGCCGCUGCAAUUAAUUCUGUAAAUAGCAUUCUUUCAGCAGAGUUUUUGCGUGUAUCUGUUAAUGAUGCUGGAGAAAAAGAUGCGGUAAUAUUGUCUAAAGCAAAAGCAAGGAUAGCCUCACCGGGAACUGAAGAAGAUAAUGACGAAUACUGGGAUCAAGAAGAUACCUCUAGUUUCCAUGAUCGACUUCUACCUCUAAUUAUAGGCUUACUUAGAACCGCAAAACUUCCAGCUGUGUUGAGAAUAUAUCGUGAUACAGUUAUAUCCGACAUGAAAACUGCUAUUAAGUCAGUUGUUGCAGAGCUGCUUCCAGUUCUUCUUGCCAGACCUUUGGACUCUGAUUUUAAAUCAGGCGAUCGAAUUGUUGAUUCAGAUGGUGGAGGCUCAUCACUCGCAAAUAAGUUAAGAAACCUUUCUUCUGAGAGCUUUGUUCAACUUCUUGAAACUAUUUUCAAGAUUGUACAGGCACACUUACUACGAGCUGCUGAAGUUAAAAAAGUCAUCGAGUGGAUGAUGUCAAAUCUUGAUGGUCACUAUGCUGCUGACUCAGUUGCUGCCGCAAUUGCCAAUGGUGCUUUGACUGCAGAAAUAUCUUCAGCAGCUGAUGGUCAAUCUGGCCCCUCUUCUCUUUCGACUCGAAAAAACCUUAUCAAGGUUUCUCCUGCCACAAGUUCAUCAAAUUUGUCAAAAAAUUUCAGAGCUGAUGUAUUGAGAGAAAACGCAGAAGCAGUGUUUGCUGCUUGUGAUGCAGCUCAUGGAAGAUGGGCAAAACUGCUUGGCGUUCGUGCGCUUCUCCAUCCAAAGCUGAGGUUACAAGAUUUUUUAAAUAUAUAUAACGUAUCCCAAGAAUUUGUAACUGCAACAGAGAAGGUACAGUUAUUAGUUAUGGCGAAUAAAUAUUCAAUUUUAACUAUCUGUGUGUAUAAUAUGGAUUUAUGCUUACGUAAGCAGAUUGGUGGAAGGUUGGGAUAUAGCAUUCGUGGAACAUUACAGUCUCAAGCCAAAGCUUUUGUUGAUUUCCAGCAUGAAUCGCGGAUGACAAAACUGAAAGCGCUACUUGAUCAAGAAACAUGGGUUGAAGUCGACGUUCCUAAUGAAUUCCAGGCGAUAGUGGAUUCACUUUUUAGAUUGGAGUCUGACUCUGAAGAUGAUAACCAUUCUAAGAGCAUUGCUAAUAGCUACAAUGAAGUGGUUACCAGCAGUGCAGAACAGGUAGAUCUCAAUGGACAGGUUAACAACACUAAAACAAAGAAUGGACAGGCAAAAUCUUCUGCUCAUUUAAUUUCUUUCAGAGGUGUUGGGUACCACAUGGUAAACUGUGGCUUAAUCUUGCUGAAGAUGUUAUCCGAGUACAUCGAUAUGAAUAAUUUUUUGCCAGCACUUUCUUCUGAGGUUAUUCACCGUGUACUUGAAAUGUUGAAAUUUUUCAACACAAGGACGUGUCAACUUGUUCUUGGUGCCGGUGCCAUGCAGGUCUCUGGUUUAAAGUCGAUUACAUCCAAACAUUUGGCACUAGCAAGUCAGGUUAUCAGUUUCGUGCAUGCUAUUAUGCCCGAAAUUAGGAAGGUUCUUUUCCUGAAAGUUCCUGAGGCGCGUAAAGGAUUGCUGUUAUCAGAAAUCGGACGAGUGUCACAGGAUUAUAAAGUGCAUCGCGAUGAAAUACAUACAAAGCUGGUGCAAAUAAUGAGGGAAAGAUUGUUAGUUCAUCUCCGUGGAUUGCCACAAAUAAUUGAAACAUGGAGCCGAGUAGACGAAACUGAAAUACAACCCAGUCAGUUUGCUAAAUCACUCACAAAGGAAGUUGGGUAUCUUCAACGCGUGCUUUCUCGGACCUUGCAUGAGGCAGAUGUUCAAGAAAUAUUCAAGGAAGUGACCAUCAUCUUUGACAUACAAAUCUCUGAUGCAUUCGCACAUGUGGAUAUUAGCACUCCACAAGCAAAAGCCAGGCUUAAUUGUGAAAUUCAGCACAUUCUUGGAUGCAUUAAAUCACUGCCUUCUGCCAAGUUAAAUAUCGAGUCUGGGAUUCCCAUUGCAGGACAACUUGAGGCCUUAGUCAAAAGAAUAUCUUCUGCUGAAUCAGAUCAAUAGUGUAUUUGGUAGCUACUUUUAUCAAAACAUUCACAAAGACUGGGCAUAUAUCUCUAUUCAUGAACCGUCGUUAUGCAAAUGAAGUGAGGUUGCUGUUUUCCAUACAAAUUUUGUGAAGAGAAUGAGGCUAGUAGGCUACAUUUGGUAGGCAAUGUAUAAUUCAAUGGUAUAGAUGUAACAGGUUGCUUGAUUUUGUUGGUGUUUUUAUUUUCUCAAGAGGCGGGCCAGCCCGGCCCAGGUAGUGAAUCUGCAUUGGACCAUGGUUACAAUCUUAUGUUAUGUAUAUGUAUUUGAACACUACAAUCGAAGAGAAUUUUCAAGAUUUGACACAUAAAUAUCAAUUCAAAUUGUUAA